AUGGGGAUAACCUCUUUGUUUCCCAUGCAGGAAGCUGUUUUCUCCUAUCUUCAAGAUGCUUCAGCCAAGCGCAUAGUUGGUGACGUGAUACUUUGUGCCCCAACGGGAAGUGGAAAGACGCUUGCGUAUGCAUUGCCAAUUGUUCAAGGGAUUAUUGGUCGCAAGCUUCCUCGCCUUCGAGCAAUCAUUGUUCUUCCAACAAGAGAUUUAGCGACCCAAGUUGCAGGCGUAUUCAAAGAAUUAACUGGCAACUUUGGUAUUUCGGUGGCUCUCGUUUCUGGUGCCACGUCAAUCGUUGUUGAGCGAGCAUCUUUGAAAACAGCAGAGAUCCUUAUUGCAACUCCAGGUCGCCUCGUCGACCACAUCGAGAAUGGUGAUGCUUUGAGUCUGCGAUCCGUUAGGUACUUAGUGUUGGAUGAAUCCGAUCGAUUGCUUCAAGAUGAGUAUCAAGGCUGGAUCGACUACGUUCUACCUUUGCUUGGAACUGAUCGGAACCUCAACAGCAAACAAGCAGAACAGUCGUGCAGAACCCGUUCCACUGCUGGGAUCAUUGCGCUUGCUAUCCAACCCGAAGUGUCUGCACGGGCCUUCAUGAGGUCUGGUCAAACCUCGCAAGAAAGCGUUCGAAAAGUUUUAGUCUCAGCAACGCAAACUAAGAAUCCAAAGCGAUUGGUGCGGCUAGGUCUGCGACAUCCCAAGUUUUUUGAACCAAUCUCAGAGCGUGAGGAUACGUCGCUGGGUAACAAUUACAAUAUCCCUUCAUCGCUAUCCGAAAAGGCGUGGAUAAUUCGGGAUGCUGAGGAUAAACCGAUUGUCUUGUUAAAAACCCUCGGGUGGAUUACACCGGCCUCAUCGGAUAUGCAUAACGAUCCCGCCGCACAGGCAGUUCUUGCACUAAGCGGCACCAAGCUUAUUUUCACGAAAUCUAUUCAAGCGGCGCACCGGUUAUGUAGACUCCUUGAGAUAUUUGCGCUUUUGCUAGGGGUUGAAGGCGACGUUAUCGAAAUGUCCGGAGAUCUGUCUCCUGCGAGGAGAAAACAAGUUAUGAAAACCGUGCAUGAACGCAAAGUCGUGCAUCCGAACUCCACUGUCUCACCACAUAGCUCCCGAUUCUUGGUGGUUGUCUGCAGUGAUGUCCUUGCCCGAGGGGUGGAUAUCUUCAACAUGGACGCAGUCAUAAACUAUGACGUACCGGUCCACAUCAGGACGUACGUGCACCGAGCAGGACGGACAGCUCGCGCGGGACGUGCUGGGACUGUUGUUACUCUGUUGUUGUCGAAACAGGCACACCAUUUUCGCGAGAUGGUGAGACAGGCGGACCGCGGGGAUAGGAAAAUUCAAGCAAAGAACUUGGGCUUGAGGGACGAAGAAAGAGCUUCUUUCAUUGAAAAACUGGACAACGCUCUUAGAUUGCUCCGCCGACUCAUCAGCAGGGAAACGCUUGGUUUGUUAUCAGCGGACAAACCUCUUCCGGAAUACGCUCGCCUCGAGGUUUGUAACCUGUUUGAAGAAAUGAAAGCAGAUGGGUGGGCUCAAAACGAAGACGCAACGUUGCCCGACGACAUCAGAAAAAGACGGAUCACGGAAAGUCUCGAGCCUGCGAAGAGGGGGAGACUGGAUUUGCCGCCUGGAGACUCGCCUACCGCGAUACCUACUGACGGGCUGGAUAACAUUGAAGCUACGGCAGAAAACGAAACGCUUGGUGGUGAAGAUGAAUUUCACGAUUUCCUCUUCUCACAGAUAGCAAGGAACCUACUUUCCGAGAAAACUCGGUCUUUCCGGGCCAUGUGA
This is a messenger RNA of Chondrus crispus (carragheen), 1791 nucleotides long. RefSeq lists its product as hypothetical. Gene Ontology annotation, cellular component: nucleus. Lineage: Eukaryota; Rhodophyta; Florideophyceae; Gigartinales; Gigartinaceae. Gene Ontology annotation, molecular function: nucleic acid binding; ATP binding. Bases 1 to 1791 code for a protein of 596 amino acids. The record is from RefSeq and is a predicted model, not a curated record. The transcript has a single exon.